Carassius carassius (crucian carp) is the source of this 2902-nucleotide messenger RNA. Its product is annotated as CD166 antigen homolog. Gene Ontology annotation, molecular function: integrin binding. The record is from RefSeq and is a predicted model, not a curated record. Lineage: Eukaryota; Metazoa; Chordata; Actinopteri; Cypriniformes; Cyprinidae. Gene Ontology annotation, cellular component: membrane. Bases 135 to 1835 code for a protein of 566 amino acids. Gene Ontology annotation, biological process: cell-cell adhesion. The transcript is spliced from 7 exons.
GUUCUGCUGGAAAACACGUGGUCAUUCUCACUUUUUAUCUCUCACUGGGUUAAGAGUAUCGCUUUGCAUAUUUCCUGAGGGAGAAGGACAUCUUGUUUCUGAAGCUCAGGACUGGAGUUUAACAUUGUUUUAAAAUGCAGAAAGGGACGUUUCCUCUCACCACAUCUUCGCGGGUUACUUAUAUGCGACUUAUGUUACUCGGAUUUAUUUUCUUGUGCUUCUCACUACUCACAGGUGCACAAGAUGAAUGUCCUCUUCAGCUCGACCCACAGAGAGUUGUUGUGAGAUACGGCGGUUCUGUUGAAGUUAACUGUAACACUUCAGUCGCACAUAAAGGGAUGGGAUGGGAAGCCAGUGAGGGAGCAGUGCCCAAAACCAAUGACAGUCUGAUCACAUGGAGAGUGUCAGAACUGAAAGAAUGGGACAUAAAGACAUUGUGCUACAUAAACCUAAAAUAUAAAAUAGGCAAUGAGAAUCCGUGUAAAGUAGAGCUCAACGUCACCAUUUACAAGACUCCAGACAGUGUGUCCAUCAGCACUGUGAAUCACAGAGGACCAAUGAUAGAGGGACAGCAGUAUGAGCUCCAGUGUGACGUUCAUGAUGUGGCUCCUGUUCAGUAUCUCACUGUCAAAUGGUACAAAGGACAAACUCUGCUGCAUCAAACCACCUUCACUGACACCAUCGAGACUCCAGUAAAUAAAGCUGUCACACUCCUGAUCCGUCCAGACAGAGCUGAUGAUGGAGCUCAGUACUGGUGUGAAGCAGAGCUGGAUCUGGGAGCAGAAGGACCUCAACCUUCUCCUAAAUAUUCAUCAGAACCUCUCAGCAUUACUGUAUAUUAUAAACCGAUCAUCAAUGAGACCAAACUGCCCUCAGUAGUGCGUGUGUUUCGAGGCUAUCCAGAGGUGCUUGUUUGUGAAGCCGAGGGAAACCCAAAACCAACAAUCAGCUGGAGCCUCGGCACAAAUAGCACAGUACAUAGCACAAAUAGUGAAAAACUUAAUAUAACAGAGUCAACACCUGAGAAUGUGUACUGCAUUGCAAACAAUUCUGUUGGCAGUGACAUCAGAGGUGUAAACGUGUACAUACAAGAUAUCUCCAUCAGCUUUGUGAAUCACAGUGGAGCAGUGAUAGUGGGCAAGCAGUAUGAGCUCCAGUGCAUCAUUCAGAAUGUGGAUCCAUCUAAGAGUGUUGUUGUGAGAUGGUACAAACUGAGUCAAACCAACUCCACUGAUGCCAACACGACUUCAGUCAGUAACUCAUCUAAACUCCAGAUCAGUCCAAGCAAAACUGAUGAUGGAGCUCAAUACUGGUGUGAAGUAGAAGGAACUCCACCAGUGUCAUCAGAUUGUCUCAACAUUACUGUACAUUAUAAACCGAUCAUCAAUAAGAUCAAACUGCCCUCCACAGUGCCUGUAUUUCGAGGUUAUCCAGAGGUGCUUGUUUGUGAAGCCGAGGGAAACCCAAAACCAACAAUCAGCUGGAGUUUUGGCGCAAAUGACAAGAAGAACAGUGAAAAACUUAAUAUAACAGAGUCAACACCUGAGAAUGUGUCCUGCACGGCAAACAAUUCUGUUGGCAGUGACAUCAGACAUGUAAAGGUGAUAUUAAAAGAGGAUUACCUGCCCUUGAUAGCAGGACUUAUUGCAGUCAUUGUGGCAUUCAUCUCAGUCAUCUUCAUCUUCAUCUUUUCAAUCUACUACAAAACAGCAAAGAUGGGCCAUUAUAGCCUGAAGAAUGCCAAGCCUAGUGCACAAAAUGGAAACAUAGCACAGAAUGGCAAACACAACACUAUUCCUAUGAAGAAACUCUCUCAGAGCAGUAUCCUUGCUUAGAUUAUAAUAUCCCUGGGUUUUGUGCAUCUACCGAGACCCAGUGUCCACAAAAUGAUUUUUCAAACUGGAAGUCUCUAGCAAUCUACUUUGUGGCUUUUUUGUCUCUUCAUGUCUUCAUUAUUUAUAUUUUAUGGAGCACCUGUUCAUUCACUCCUCGCCACUCACAAAAUAGCCUUUUUAGUUUUCAGCAAUCUAAUGGACCAGAAGAAAAUAUGUAACAGAACAGAUGACAAAGAAAUGCCGAAUGAUUUCAAAUGACCGGACCUGAUGUCUGCAGUGGAUGUUUUCAGGAAUCUACCAUCUUGAUAUAAGUGAACGAUCAUUAGCUACAAAGUGACAUUGCUUGAUUAAAUAAUACUAGCUGUGUACGUCAUUGAAGGGAAGGCUCUUGUUAAAUUGUGUAACAAGACUGUUCUUCUGUCUCUGGCACAUUGGCCAGUAUGAAUAUUUGUGUUUUGUCAAAGCUAUACAGUAUGUAGAAAUGAGAAACGAUGUUGUAUUAACAUAAGUUCAGGAGGAACACGUUCAAAUAAUCAACCAGUUACAGUCAUGGCCAAAAAUAUCAGCACCCUUGGUAAAUUGUUAAUCCUUUUGAUCUUUUAUUAAAAAAAGUUCACAAAAAUCGAACCUUUCAUUGGAUAAUGAGAAUUUAAAAUGGAGGGACGUAUCAUAAUGAAAUACAUGUUUUUCUCUAAUACUCAUUGGCCACAAUUAAAAGCACCCUUUUAUUCAAUACUUUUUGUAACCGCCAUUUGCCAGUUCAACGGCUCUAAAGUUUCUCCUAUAAUGCCUGAUGAGGUUAGAGAACACCUCACAAGAGAUCAGAGACCAUUCCUUCAUCAGAAUCUCUCCAAACCCUUCAGAUUCCCAGCUCCAUGUUAGUGGUUCUCCUCUUCAGUUCUCCACAUUCCUUGUCUAUAGGGUUUAUGUCAGAGGACUGGAAUGGCUAUAGCAGAAGCUUGGUUUUGUGCUCAGUGACCCAUUUUUGUGUUGUUUUUGAGGUUUGUGUUUGGGUUAUUGUACAGCUGGGAGAUCUAAACAUGGCCCAUUAAAAGAUUUCUAACCGA